UUUCUAAAGUUGUGUGUAUUAAAAAAAAAUAUUAUCACAUUUUGUUCGCGUGUUCUUUUUCUGAUAUUUGUUAUAUAUUUGUGUAUUAAGUCAUCAAAUACGCGUGAUUUGAUUAUCAAUAAAAAAAUGUAGCCAUUCAGAUGUCUCAUGUCGAAUGUAACUCUUUUUUUAUUGCUAAUGCUGGCAAGUUGAAAUAAUAAAUUGAAAGGGUGCGUAUAAUACGGGAUCAAUAUUAUUUCCCCAUAUAUUUUGUUAUGGUAUGUUUUCAACGUAUAGAUACUGAAUAUAUUGUAAAUAAUUAAGAAUGCCGCCUGGAUAUUAUUUGUAAUACAAUCAUAUUGAGCCAAAAAUGAUAAAACAAUCUGUUGCACCCCGGAGUGUGCAUCCGUAUCAAACGACAGUGAUACCACGCAGUGAACAGCAAUUUGCGACUGCUUCACGACUUCGAGCCAAGUACCCGUGGGUAGAAGAUGUUAAUACGCCAGUAUAUCAAGCUUCCAGCACUGACGCAUCUACGCCUGACCAUCAAUAUCAUGUUCCUCAAUAUUACGCAAAGGAAACUGGACCACCAUCGCCUGUAUACCAUGCUCCUUAUGGCACUGGUACAUGGAGGGAUUACAGCAGGGGUGAAAAAGCGAUGCCCAACACAUACACCUUCCCGUCAUGUGCUUCUGCAUUUUCUUUGCCAUUAUGUGAUGUAGAGCCCAGUCAACGAAUGGAGCGUUUACAAGUACCAUCAGUGCAAUCAGUUAGCCCUGAGGUCCCAAUUAUUGGAGCAUGUGGCGGCCAUUGUCCUGGAUUUGAAUAUGUUUGCUAUUAUAUAUUACAGGUUAUCUUUGUGGUUGGCAUAUUAACUGGAAUCUCAUUAUGCAUAGCUGGAAUUGUAUUAAGAAAAACAAAUAGAAAUGGAGAUCUUGGGGUUUUGGUGUAUAUUGGUUGUCUUUCGUCUUGCGUUUGUGGAGUUUUGUUGGGGGUUCAAUGUUGUGUUCGCCGAGAAAUUAGACAGCGCAAGUUGAGAGCCAAUACUCACAUUCCCAUGCAACCAAUUCAGGAGGUUCCUGUGCCUGCCCACACGUUAUUACCGUCCACAUUACCUCGUAGUCAAAUAUAUAGGCCCACAACAACCAACUUGUCCCAAGAAGACGAAAUACUCGGAGUUCCCUGGUGGCGCCGUACUAACAGAGACUGAUUAAUUUUAAGUUAUACUAAUUUUGUAUGAUUAUUAUAAUAUUUUAUAUGAUAAU
This is a messenger RNA of Colias croceus (clouded yellow), 1244 nucleotides long. RefSeq lists its product as uncharacterized. NCBI's taxonomy places the organism in Eukaryota, Metazoa, Arthropoda, Insecta, Lepidoptera, Pieridae. The transcript has 6 exons. The record is from RefSeq and is a predicted model, not a curated record. The coding region runs from base 350 to 1189 and encodes 279 amino acids.